AUGUCUAAAAAACAAAAAACAACUAUGUCAGAAUCAAGUAUCCAACAUGAAAAUUUUCAAACUAAAAGUAGUUUUGAAACUGACAGUAUUAUUGAUGUAACAGAAAGCGAACAAACUAAUGAAUUGAUAAGCAUCAAAUAUGACACUAAUAAUGAACUUAAAUUACUUAUUUGUACUAUAUGUCACCUUAAAUAUAAGUUAACCAAUACACCAGAAACUCUUGCUAAACAUUUACAUAGCAGAUAUAGUAAUCUAGUUGAUCAGAUUCUAGAUUUUGUAGUUUGUUGUCAGCUUUCUUUUUCUAUUGUUGAUAAUUUUUACUUUAUUACUAUGUUAAAUACAUUUGAUGCUCGAUAUCAAAUAUCUUGUCAAAAAACUAUACGAACUCAAAUUUUAAAUAAAUAUAAUAAUAUAUGCAAAAUUAUUUUAAAAGAACUUGAAAAUGAAGAGCAAGCACAACAUUUUUUACUUGACCUUCUUCUUCUUACUGGGCAACAUAUGGCUGUAAAUAUUAAACAAGCUAUUAUGCAAGUAUUAGAUCAGACUAAAAUUACUAAAAAGUUGUUAGGUAUUACAACUGAUAAUGCACAAUCUAUGAUAGCUGCAGGACAAGAACUUAAACAAA
Cetraspora pellucida is the source of this 625-nucleotide messenger RNA. The record is from the annotation of a GenBank genome assembly. NCBI's taxonomy places the organism in Eukaryota, Fungi, Glomeromycota, Glomeromycetes, Diversisporales, Gigasporaceae.